AUGCGCGAGUUGUUCGUCGCAUUCUUGGCCCUUGUGGCCAUCGCUGAAGGAGCCCGAUUCUCGGUGUCUCGAGGUGGCAAAAAUGUGACGGCCACAAAGAUGGAAAACCUAUGCGCGAGGAUGCACAACAACACCGCUUUAGAGGGAGUUGAUCCGAUUGAGAUGUUGAAAGAUACAGCUUAUGAAUGUCAGCGAAAAUGUGUGGAUAUGUGGCCUGGAUGCUCGGCUGUUGUCUACUACUAUUUGCACAAUGAAACCAAGCACCACUACUGUUAUCUUUUCGAGUUGAACUCGGUUCAUGAAAAGGUGACCUUGGUCGAGCAAAAGCCGGAAAGCAAAAAGGAUUUGGUGAGAAUGUUGGAAUUGGUGGCUGAUUGUCAUCAAUUUGAUGCUCAUCCACCAUUGGAUGAAGAUGGAAUUGCAUCGAGUACCGAUAAAGUUGACAGAAAGAAGAGACAGAACAACGAUGAAAACGACGUGAAGAAAGCCGGUGAUUGGACCGAUUGGACCGAGUGUUCAACUGGUCUCAACCACGCCGUUCGAUCACAAGCCUGUGAAUAUGGGCGAAAAAUCCAGAGAAGAGGAUGCCCGGCUCGAAUGAUUCCCCAAAGAAACGAUCCGCGAUUUCAGCAACCAUUCGCUCCUCAACAACCGGCUAUUGAUCCCCGUCAAGAUCCACGAUACUUACAGCACCAGCAAGCACAAACCGCUCAAGUGCAACAACAGAGACCCGAUCCAAGACAAGAUCCAAGACAAGAUCCACGAUAUCAACAACAGGAGCAACAACGCCAACUCCAACUCCAGCAGCAACAGAGACAACCCCAGGCCCCACCACAGGCUCAACCACAGGCUCAACAACCCCAAGCCCCACCACAGGCCCAACCCCAACCGCCACAAGACCCUCGACAGGAUCCACGAUAUCUUCAACAGCUAGCUGAGCAUCAGCGCCGCUUGCAACAACAUCAACAGCAAGCACAACAGAGAGCUGGAGCCCCGCUUACUGUUCAACAAAACGCACCUCAACAAUUCGCCCAACAGUACCAGCAGCGUGUGAGUGACAUGCGUCAUCCAGCUCAACCUCAAGCUCAACCAUGCUCGGGUGGAGUGUGCAGGACAAGGCCCGCCCCACCACCGCCACCCCCACCAGCACCAGUGACUCAAGCUCCAUUCCAAUACCCACAACCAACUCGAUAUCGUCCAGCUCCUCCACCACCACCAGCUUGCCGUGGAGAUGGAUGUGCUCAACCACAAACUCAAGGCCAAUGGCACGACUGGUCCGAGUGGAGUCAGUGCUCGUGUACCUGUGGUGAUGGAAUGAAACAAAGGAGAAGAGAGUGCAAUGGGAACAAUUGCCAGGGACAAGAUUUCGAGCAGCAACCAUGCAACAUGGGCCCAUGCCAAACAUGGUCCGAGUGGUGUGAGUGGAGUGAGUGCAAGGGAACUUGUGGUCGUGGUGAACGAACCCGAACUCGUUUCUGCUUCCUCGGCACAAAGAGAUGCGAAGGCAGCGAUUUUGAGAUCGAGGUCUGCAACGCGGGCCCUUGCCCUGAAUGGUCCGAAUGGGAGGAUUGGUCAACUUGCUCAACAACUUGUGGACAUGGAGCUCAGAACAGACAAAGAACUUGCCUUGGUGGUGUUCAUGGAGAUCAUAUGUGUCCAGGACCAAGAACCGAAGAACGUUCUUGUGAUCAUGGUCCAUGCUCUAUUUGGGCAAACUGGGAAGAAUGGGGUUCAUGCAGUGCUUCGUGUGGAGAUGGAAUGAAGAGAAGACAAAGAGUUUGUCAGUAUGGAACAGAUUGUCAAGGACCAGCUGAGGAAACCCUGUUCUGCUAUGGCCCACCAUGCUCUGCUUGGACCGAAUGGUGUGAAUGGUCGGCUUGCAGCACUCGAUGCGGAGCUGGUCAACGAUCCCGAACCCGUGCCUGUCUCACUUCGACCGGACAAGAGACAAAUGAAUGUGCUGGACCGAGUCAUGAAACAGUUUUGUGCAACGAGGGUGAAUGCUGUAGUUGGGCCGAGUGGUGCCCGUGGUCGCAAUGUGAUCGAGACUGUGGCACGGGACAGGCAUUCAGGAGCAGAGUUUGCCAGAGGAAUGGAGUGACUGAUCCAUCUUGCGAAUGUGUGGGACCUGAUCGCGAGACUCGCGAAUGCAACAAUCACGCUUGUCAGCCUCAAUGUGCCUGGACAGAGUGGUGUGCUUGGAGUGAUUGCUCGACUCAAUCAGCUUGCGAGCUCGGAAAUCAGCAACGAUCCCGUCAAUGUGUCGGUGAACCCGGAUGUCACUGUCUUGGAUUAGCCGAAGAGAAGCAGCAAUGCCGUGGACAAAUCCCUUGCUCUCCAAAGCCACCGUGC
Mesorhabditis belari is the source of this 2352-nucleotide messenger RNA. NCBI's taxonomy places the organism in Eukaryota, Metazoa, Nematoda, Chromadorea, Rhabditida, Rhabditidae. The record is from the annotation of a GenBank genome assembly.